AGUGACCCGUCGCAUUUGCAGAGAACGUUGAUUGUUUUGCUUGGUUCUCAGCCACCCUUUCAGCCGGUAUAACACCUGUUUUACACUCAAACUACAAAAUGUCUUCAGAUUUUGAAGCUUACGAACAAGACUUUGGUACUCUGACAGCAGAAAUAACGAACAAAAUUGGACGAAUUCCCAAAUUAGGAGGAGAGGAGAAGACACAGCUGGUUCUAAAUGUCGACAAACAGCUCGAAGAAGUCAGAGAGUUGAUGGAGCAGAUGGACCUGGAGGUGCGUGAAAUCCCCAUCCAGAGCAGAGGCAUGUACCAGAACAGACUGAAGAGCUACAAGGGGGAGAUGGAGAAGCUGGAGAAAGACUUUAAAAGGUCACGUAUCGCCUACAGUGAUGAGGUGCGGAACGAGCUCCUGGGUGAAGACGCCGGCUCAUCCGAGAGUCAGUUGAUAAAGUUACGCGAGGAGAGAGCACAUCUGUUGGACAACACAGAGAAGCUGGAAAGGUCAUCUCGGAGACUGGAGGCUGGCUACCAGAUAGCUGUGGAAACCGAACAAGUGGGCCAAGAGAUUCUGGCUAACCUGCACACUGACCGCGAGAAGAUCCAGAGAUCUAGAGAUCGGCUGAGAGAGACUGACGCCAACCUGGGCAAAAGCUCCCGCAUCCUGACGGGCAUGCUGAGAAGAAUCAUCCAGAACCGAGUCCUGGUGUUCGUGCUCGGCGCCAUCAUCCUCCUCACCAUCGUCCUGGCCAUCUAUUUCAAUGUGCGAGGGCAGUGAUCUCCACCAGUGCUCAAACACAUAUUCCAUCACACACACACACACACAAAACGUGUGUGAUUAAUAGCGACAAAAGCGUUGCUCUGGAGUAAUUAGGACAAAUGGUUCCCAUGAAUCACUCUUUCCGGCCCCUGACAGGGGUCUCUCCCUCUCUCUUUGAGACAGCCCCCACUGUUGUUUUCUUGUUAUUGAUAUUAUUCAUGGUGUUUUCACUGGACUGUUUGCAUGGGAGACCAUCUCCUCCCAGGGCAGACAGUCCGUGGGGAUUGACAGAGUCUAGGCAGGCUUGGAGAGGAACAGCCUAUUACUGUUGUUUAUUCACUACUUCCCUGCUCUGACCUAAGGUAGCCGCGCUCACGUGUGUGCGUGUGUGUGUGUGUUUGUUUGUGUGCGUGCGUGUGUUUGUGCGUGCGUGCGCGUGAACAAAUAUCUGUAAACAGGGAUUUCUCUCCCUUCCUGUCAUCUAGUCUGUUAAACUGUAGACUCUGUCAGAUUAACAUUGGUAA
Esox lucius (northern pike) is the source of this 1279-nucleotide messenger RNA. RefSeq names its product vesicle transport through interaction with t-SNAREs 1A (gene vti1a). Gene Ontology annotation, molecular function: SNARE binding; SNAP receptor activity. Gene Ontology annotation, cellular component: Golgi apparatus; late endosome membrane; SNARE complex. NCBI's taxonomy places the organism in Eukaryota, Metazoa, Chordata, Actinopteri, Esociformes, Esocidae. The record is from RefSeq and is a predicted model, not a curated record. Gene Ontology annotation, biological process: retrograde transport, endosome to Golgi; vesicle fusion with Golgi apparatus; intra-Golgi vesicle-mediated transport. The transcript has 9 exons. Bases 99 to 773 code for a protein of 224 amino acids.